GUGACGUAACCAAAAUCAAUAUGGCGUUGGUAGGGUCUGCUACGUGGAACCGGAACUGUCUUCAAUUUUUAAGGAAAAUGGCAAAAUCAAGGACUUUGUAGCCACGAUGUCGUAACUGGGGGAAAACUAAAUACUUCUUGAUCUUCCUUAGUGGACGAUGUGCGGCGGAACGGCAGGAUGGGCGGCGCCGGGGCUGGAACUCGGCGUCUAUGUUUGCGUCAUUUUCCUACUCGCUGUCGUUCAAGUGGACAAUGCGGCCGGUGUUCAGGUCAUGACUUCCAAAGAGAAACUCCAGGCCAAGAAACAAGUUUUAGAGAUGUUCGACCACGCCUACAGCUCCUACCUGACGUACGCCUACCCUGCAGACGAACUCAUGCCGCUCAGCUGCAAGGGACGGGUUCGCGGAGUCGACCCAAGCCGAGGGGACGUGGACGACAUUCUGGGAGGUUACUCUCUAACCCUCAUAGACACACUAGACACCCUCGCCGUGCUAGGACACUUAGAUAAGUUCGAAGACGCCGUUAAGAUGAUAAUCCUGCAAGUCAGCUUGAACAACGACGUCGUUGUGUCGGUGUUUGAGACCAAUAUUAGGGUUCUAGGGGGGCUUCUUGGGGGGCACGUUGUGGCCAGUCUUCUCAGGGACCAAGGUGAGCGUAUGCAGUGGUAUAGGGACGAACUGCUUACACUGGCGAAGGAGUGUGGCUAUCGACUCCUCCCAGCCUUCAACACCACCACGGGCAUGCCGUACCCUCGCGUCAACCUACGCCACGGGAUCGUCAAGGGACGCUCUCGUACCGGUACGGAGACCGACACCUGCACCGCCUGCGCCGGUACCAUGAUUCUGGAAUUUGCUGCGCUUUCUCGCCUGACGGGGGACCCUAUAUUCGAAGAGAAGGCCCGCAAGGCCAUGCAGUUCUUGUGGGAGCGCCGACAACGGUCCAGUGACCUGGUAGGAACCGUUAUCAACAUUCACACAGGAGACUGGGUCCGACGGGAGUCGGGGGUGGGGGCGGGGAUUGACUCCUACUACGAGUACCUGUUCAAGGCCUACAUGUUACUGGGGGACGCGGCAUUCCUGGAGAGAUUCAACACACACUACGCUGCUGUCAUGCGAUACAUUAGCCAAGGCCCAUUGCUGCUGGACGUGCACAUGCACAAGCCAAACGUCGUCUCACGCAACUUCAUGGACUCCCUGUUGGCGUUCUGGCCAGGUCUGCAAGUCCUGACGGGCGACAUCAAACCGGCCAUCGAGACACAUGAGAUGCUGUAUCAAGUCUUACAGAGGCACAGUUUCCUACCUGAAGCCUUCACCACAGACUUUAAAGUACACUGGCCACAACAUCCUCUCAGACCUGAACUCGUAGAAAGCACAUAUUUCCUGUACAAGGCAACAGGCGAUCCGUACUACCUCGGGGUGGGAAAGACCAUCAUGGAGAACAUCCAGCGCCAUGCUCGGGUUCCCUGUGGGUUUGCAGGCUUGAAAGAUGUAAGGACAGGGAGCCACGAGGACAGGAUGGAUUCGUACUUCCUCGCGGAAACGUUCAAAUACCUGUACCUGCUCUUCACAGAAGAGGAAGACCUGUGGUUGGAUCUGGACGAUUACGUGUUUACGACAGAGGCGCACUUGCUUCCUCUCCGGCUCGCAACCUCGUUUGUGAACGGUACGCAGAACGACUCUCCGACAGUUACCGUCACAACUUUCCCCACUGCAUCCGACCGCAAGUACCAACAGUCAUGUCCCAAUGUCAACUACCUCUUUCCCGGACACAAGACGUACGCGAAGACAAUACGACAUCCGCUGAAAGACUUUGUGGAGCAACGGUGCCCCAAACCGACCUCCGCAAGACCAAGGGAGAAAGUACAAGCGAGCAGGAAGCCGACUCUGCGCGCUCGUGACUUUAUCGCCGACAAUCCAGAACACAUCCAGGCCCUGCGGAAGAUGGGGAUACGGCUGGUGACGAUGCAGGACGGCCGCGUGCAGCUCCUCCACACUUCCACGCAGGCCUUCUCUCCGGAUGACGCAGAGGAAGGCAUGCGCUUCAUGCAGGAGAUGAUCGAGUUGUCGAAAACGCAGGGCGAGAGCGACCUGCAGCCGCGCGUCGUACAGCUCACCUCACCGCCAUUCCUGGGCAGCGUCGUGCUCACAGCGGGACCAGCGCAGUUCGGACCGGACCUGGUCGGCACCCCGGGAGUUUCGGGCACCGUCGUGAUCGGUGAAUCCAUCAAAGGGUGUACAGAUCUCGCCAACGCAGCUCAGGUUCGCGACAAGAUCGUCCUGAUGGAGCGUGGCAGCUGCAUGUUCAUCGAAAAGGCACGUCGGGCGCAGGACGCGGGUGCCGCGGCCGCCAUCGUGAUCGACAACACCCAGGGCACGAGCAGCGACACCUCACCGGUAUUCGCCAUGUCGGGGGACGGUGUGAAAGAUGUCUACAUCCCAAGUGUCUUCUUGUUCCAAAAGGAAGGCCACCUUCUGAUGGACGCCAUCAAGGAUCACGGCACGGUAGAAGUCCUACUCGUGGACAAGGCUCAACCCCCAGAGAAAAUCAUUCGCAAACACGCAGAGGAGGAAGAAGCGAGGCUCAAAGAGACAGACAUUAAUGUGGAGGUUAAGGUCAAAGAUGAACUUUAAUACGGGACUUGUAAACAGUUUCAUGUAAUGUCACAAUCAGUGCAAUGAGUGCUAAUCAGACAGUGCAAAAACACAGUAUAUUAUCCUUGUUGUGGUAAAUAUUUUUGUGGUGAGGACUGGUGCAAAAUUCUUCCAUUGAUACAAUUUCUACAGGUAUAAGUUGGAAAACAGUGUUGGGAACAUGUUUAACCAAAUUGUAGAUAUGAUAAUUACACUUGUGUUAUCUUUCCUGAGGCAUAUACAACUCCAGGAAGGAACUCUAAGAAGGAAAUAUGUAAGUUAAAACACUGGGGUUACCCACUGUUUCUUUAAAGGGGUAGUGAAAUAUAAUGACAGCUCUACCUUUGACGUAUUUGUAGCACAAGAAUUCUCGGUUGACAGGGAAAGGACUCCAUCCAAUUGUUCCACACUUUUGCCCACAUAACAUUGUCAUAAUGGCAUAGCUAAGGAAAAAGACAGUGUCUUUCAUUCAAGUUAGAUAAUAGUGCAGUGUACACGUACAUGUACAAUCAUACAUCGUACAUGGACUAGUAUCUCAGAAUUCAAUAGAUUGCUUUUCAGUAUUGUCAAUGAUGUAAACAAGCCAGGAUUUAUCGCAAAGUCUUACCAAGCUUAUCCUUUUUGUCUCUUGAGGGAAACACUGAAACAUGCAAAACACAGUGAAAUAUCCUAAACAUUUUACUGCCAUAGAAUGUCUCUAUUGCAUAAGAGAUUGUGUAAAGGUAUUCUAUACUCUAAAGAUUGUUAUUAGCACAUAUUCUACAGAGGUCAAAUUGUUCAAUUUGUUGGGAUGAUUGAAGUUCAGUGAGUUCAUGUAGAAAGUAAUGUUCACCCAUUUCUUUAAAAAAAAAGUCAACUUUAACUGUCAUUUGUGUAUUUACUUUUUCCGAUAUGAAAAAAAAAUCUCAGACAGUAUAAUUUCUAAACAGUCAAUGCUUCAGGAUAAGUAGAGAUGUGUUAUAAGAGGAGAAUUGAAAAUGUUUUGAGGAGAAAAUUUUUCUGUUUUACCACCGUUUUUUGAGGUAUAAUAUCCAUAGUUAAAGUGGUUUAUGUAUAAAUGCUGUUACUUGUGUAUACUGGGGCCUUUAGUCAGUAAUGGAACAAGGUCAUAUGAUUCCCUAAAUAUUGUUUUGUCUUAUAACAGUUAUAAGUAUAAUUGUAAAAUGCAAUAGUGGUUGGAUGACAAGUUGACGUACAGUGUUGACCGAACAGUACAUGCUGAAAAGAUCAGUAACACAGUACUUGUAUAUACUGUAUGAAUAAAAGGUACAAAAUUUCCA
Molecule: messenger RNA, 3909 nt
Organism: Branchiostoma belcheri (Belcher's lancelet)
Lineage: Eukaryota; Metazoa; Chordata; Leptocardii; Amphioxiformes; Branchiostomatidae
Product: ER degradation-enhancing alpha-mannosidase-like protein 3
Exons: 1
Coding region: 158-2629 (823 amino acids)
Biological process (GO): endoplasmic reticulum mannose trimming; carbohydrate metabolic process; mannose trimming involved in glycoprotein ERAD pathway
Cellular component (GO): membrane; endoplasmic reticulum
Molecular function (GO): calcium ion binding; mannosyl-oligosaccharide 1,2-alpha-mannosidase activity
Source: RefSeq, a predicted model, not a curated record